AUGAGGGAAUUUGAGAUUUCGUGUCAGUUAAAGAGACUAACUGGAUCAAAUAUUGCUGCAAUCUGGGAGGGAAUCAGAAAAUGCAUUUUUGUGCUACUCAAGCAGGUUGCUAACAUCUUUCCACAACUCAUAAUGACUAUUGAGAAACAUUCUUUUAGUGGUAAAGCUGAUACUGGAGGCAAGAAAGCAAACGUUGUAGGCAUGAAUACUAGUGUUGUCCCAAAAAUUGAUGUUGAGUUUUGGAGAGAGCACAAAAGGGAUUUAAUUUGGAAUGCUAGAGCUUUGGGAAGAUCAAGAAUUGCUUGUGAUAGGGCUAAGAGAACUUUACGUUCUACUGCUCAAACCACUACUGAAGUGGAUUCCUUGUUUAAGGGAAUAGAAUUUUAUGCUAUUAUUACUCGAUCGAUUUGA
Messenger RNA from Capsicum annuum, 411 nucleotides. Its product is annotated as heat shock 70 kDa protein-like. Gene Ontology annotation, biological process: protein refolding; cellular response to unfolded protein. Gene Ontology annotation, cellular component: cytoplasm. The transcript has a single exon. The coding region runs from base 1 to 411 and encodes 136 amino acids. The record is from RefSeq and is a predicted model, not a curated record. Gene Ontology annotation, molecular function: ATP binding; ATP hydrolysis activity; heat shock protein binding. NCBI's taxonomy places the organism in Eukaryota, Viridiplantae, Streptophyta, Magnoliopsida, Solanales, Solanaceae.